GAAGCUCAUUGGUUAUUCUGAUUCCUUUGGAUGCAUGAACAACUUAUAUGACAGCAUUCAUGAAUUAAAAAUUAAAUACUUCAAGUCAGAGGAAGCCAAAAGCAUGCUGAUAUCACCAAAACUUGCUCCCUUUUUUGGAUACCGCAAACAAAUGUUAUAUAUGGAAGAAUCGUCUCCAUUAGUCCCUAGUUCUUUAUAUGGUUGCCAGAAGUGCUAUUGGGAUAACAAUAAUUCACCCUGUAUUACUGUUAGUUGCAAGCAUGGAGUGCAACAGUCACACUUCAUAGAAAUUGAUCCAAUGCUAGACAAGGCAGAUACAUACAUAGAUGAAGGAUUUGUUAGAAGUGAUCAAAAUUUUCUGGUGACAGAUGACCUCCAUGUAACUCCAAUUUCCCUUCCCUAUUUCAUCCAGAUUUUAAAAAGACAGGGGUUACAUGCUGAUCAACUUGAGUAUGGGGAAAUCGUUAUAGAAAGGCCUCAUGUUUAUAAUCUACUUAAAACCAUGUUGACCUCAGAAACAACACUCAGUGAUGCACUUUCUUUUCGCCAAGUGGAAUAGCGGAACUGUGUGACAAUGAUGACCAGCUUUUACUUUUGUUUUUUCAUGUAAAUGUGGAUAUAAAAAAAGACUUUGGUCUAUAUUGCUCUUCCUGAUUAGUAAUUGCUUCAUA
This is a messenger RNA of Dendrobium catenatum, 671 nucleotides long. RefSeq lists its product as uncharacterized. The coding region runs from base 35 to 559 and encodes 174 amino acids. NCBI's taxonomy places the organism in Eukaryota, Viridiplantae, Streptophyta, Magnoliopsida, Asparagales, Orchidaceae. The transcript has 2 exons. The record is from RefSeq and is a predicted model, not a curated record.